Messenger RNA from Glycine soja, 1148 nucleotides. RefSeq lists its product as uncharacterized. The transcript has a single exon. The coding region runs from base 301 to 837 and encodes 178 amino acids. NCBI's taxonomy places the organism in Eukaryota, Viridiplantae, Streptophyta, Magnoliopsida, Fabales, Fabaceae. The record is from RefSeq and is a predicted model, not a curated record.
CAUCGUUUUCUGUCCAACUAUCCAUCUGCCACCUUUAAACCUCACCAGCAAACUCCAUACAAGGCAGGCCAUCUAUCCACCUUCUCUUUACCCUUUUUCAUUUUUCUUUUUCUUUUCCGAUUUCUCUUAAAAAAACCACCAUUUCCCAUUUCACCCUUUUGUUUUUUUUUUCUUCCGUUUCGGGAGGAAGGAAACAAACGACAAAGCCCCAAGAACCACCACCGCUCGCACAAAAGCAACAACAACGUUGUCGUGCUGUUUGUAUUUAUAUUUUUUUAUUAUUUUCUUUUAGGUACGAAGAUGAUGGGUCUGAGCAAGCUCGGAACCGCGAUAAUGACUAUAACGGCCGUUACUCUGGUGGCCCUGUUCGCGGAGAUCGUGUACGUGCUGUGGCAACGCCGUCAGAGGCUCCGUCCGCGUGUGCGCGUGGAGCCGCAAGAGGCUUCGCUCCAGUGUUCUUCUACCUCGUCUUCUCCGAGUAACGAUGAUGACGUGGAGCUCGAACUCGAACAGCACGUGAUGAAGUGGCAGCAGUGUCUUAACGGUAACGGUCCCUCCAGGAUGCUGUUCACGAUCAAAGAGGAAGAGAGAGAAGAGGUUGAGUCCGAUAACGGUAACGGUUUGUCCGAGGAGUGUAAGAAAAGUGCGCGUGCGUGUUUGGAUAAUGAGCGCGUGGCGGUGGUAGACGAGGUUGUGGUCGCGGUUGAGGAGUUGUUGUUGCUGGACGAAACGACGACGCCGUUUUCGACGCCGUGUGCUUCGCCUCCGUACUACACACCCUACGCUUCGCCGAGUCGUGAAGAGUGUCGUAAAGAUUCAAACGACGGUAAUGGAUGAGUCGUUUUACACUGUUACUAUCACCUACACUCCUAUUCCUAUGUAAUGAAAAGGUAUUGCUAUUAACAUUGAAAUUUUAGAAUGUUAAGAUUGUGUUAGAUUUAGAUUAAAUUAGAUUAUAUUAGACUUAGAUUUUUGGAUCAGGAAUGAAUUAAUGGAUCCAAUGCUUGGAAGAGGAAGGGAAAGUUUGUGCAAAAUAGGAAAUUAAAGUGCUUACUACUACUACUACUACUGAAGUGUGUUUGAAUUUCGGGGUCAUCAUUGAUUAAUAUUAUUACCAGCAGCAGUCAUUAUUUUUCAACAAAUUCAAA